UACAACCAUUAAGAUAGUAGUUAAUGAAGAUUUUUCCGAAGUUAUUAAUGGAGAAAAGCUGUCUUGAAUGAAGAGAAAAUUUUCGGAAAUCUGUGAAUUAUAUAUAUCUAAGAAAACAAGAGUUAAAAAUAGUGUAUAUUUUCGAGAAAAGCUAGAGAGUUGACAAGAGAGAAAUGGUGAACAUGGUUCAAAGAUUGUACGAGACAUGCAAGGAUGUUUUUAGAAAUGGCGAAAGUGGUUAUGUUCCACCUCCGGCCGACAUCCAAAGGUUGACGGCAGUUCUAGAUGGUGUGAACGCUGAGGAUAUGAAUCUCACAAGUAUGAGGCUUUUCAGGAGGAGGAGAAGUAGACAGCAUGACCCUCCUGCUAUCAUCUACAUUCACAUAUAUGAAUGUCGCCAAUUUUCAAUUGGGAUAUUUUGCUUACCAGCUUGUGGUGUAAUUCCACUUCAUGAUCAUCCUGGCAUGACUGUGUUGAGCAAGCUUCUGUUUGGAAGCAUGCACCUUAAAUCUUUUGAUUGGGUGGAAAAUGAUGCAUCCACAAGCAUCAUACACAAUGCCCUCCAUCAAGGGCAGCAGCAGGGUGGGCGUCGAUUAGCAAAGGUUAAAGUGGACGCAGACUUGAGUGCCCCCUGCGAUGUGUCCGUACUAUUUCCGGCCGCCGGCGGCAACAUGCACUGCUUCCGAGCACUCACACCUUGCGCCAUAUUAGAUGUUCUUGGACCCCCUUAUUCCCAAACUCAAGCCCGAAACUGCACUUACUAUCAUGAUUUCCCUUUCACACCAUUUUCAUCAGACGGUGGAGAGUUGAAGGCAGAUGUGGAUGUGAAGGGUUAUGCAUGGCUUGAAGAGAGGGCAAAGCCUGAGAGUUUCAUUGUGGCUCCUGCACCCUAUUCUGGUCCAACAAUUUUAGAGAGAUGAAAUGCUCA
Ipomoea triloba (trilobed morning glory) is the source of this 928-nucleotide messenger RNA. Its product is annotated as plant cysteine oxidase 2-like. The record is from RefSeq and is a predicted model, not a curated record. Bases 174 to 920 code for a protein of 248 amino acids. Lineage: Eukaryota; Viridiplantae; Streptophyta; Magnoliopsida; Solanales; Convolvulaceae. The transcript is spliced from 5 exons. Gene Ontology annotation, molecular function: oxidoreductase activity, acting on single donors with incorporation of molecular oxygen, incorporation of two atoms of oxygen.